CCGAGAGGCCGAGAAGGGCCGCGGUUCUCUUCGCGGCUGGGGUACGUCUGGAGGGCUUGGCGAUCGUGGCUGGAGCUCCGCGUCCUCGUGGUGAGUUGUGGUGUGACCCUUAAUGCUUGUAGCACGCAGGUGUGUCUGUGUGCCUUUUGGCUGUGCCAGCUUGUGCUUUAGCUGCUGGGUGUGUAGACGCUAGCGAAAUGAUGAUGCCUCCCUGCAAAAUACAGAGCUCUAGUUCAUGCUCUCUUCUGCAGCUGUGUUGUUGUGCUGCAUGGCCAGCAGUGCCUCGAGUAAGCUGUAACUGGUAGUUCAACCUUCAGAUGUAACUGUGCUAGUUGGUCCUCCUUAGUCUGGUUCACUUUGAAGAUGCUGCUCUUAAGUGCCAGGGGAUGACUGCCAAUACCUUACUAUAGCUCAUGAUACAAUAAGGCUAUAACGCGUGUUUUAAGGUGCCACUAUGAUAACAGUAGAGCAAAGACUUACUUAAAAGCUGUAGAGUUUAAUGAAUUAUCUUGAGUUAUCUAGAAUGGAAUGGCAUAGUGUGUUUUUUUUUUUUUUUUAAGUGAGGGGGCUUGGCAUCUGCUGAUCAGACUCCUGUACACAAAGGAUGAACUGUUUCUGUCAAGCCUGUCCUUCUGUCCUUAAGUCCCAAGUGCAUUUAUACUGGAACAAACUGUGAAGAUCAGGGAAAUAUACCAGGGAAUUAAGUGAAAGUGUCCAGGACUCAUGCUCAUGAGGAAGCAUUGUGAAGGCCAUUUAAUAACCUAAUAGUUUGGAAUUCCUAUUCUCUGUCAGUGGGCACAGAAACAACAACCCCAAAAACCUGCAAGGAGAUAUUCAUCUUCUGUCAUAGAAUGGGUGGGAGAAAAACUGUUUGCUAUUUCUCUACUGUAACAAUCUUGAUGCUUGCAAACAUAUUUAUGUGAUAGGUUGGGAUUACUUAAAACUUCAUUAAAUGUUUGUGGAGUAGACUUAACUGUUGUCUGAUAAUGAGAAGGAAUACUUGCCUCCAAAUAAGCUUGAACAACUUAAACCAUUACAAUAGAGCACUAAGAGGUGCUUGAAGUGUACCACUAGGCUAUCUAACUUUAAUCUUGAGUUAGGUAUAGAGACCUAUCUUGGGGUUUUGAGGGUGGAAUUUCUUCUAUAUGGCCCCUCUUUAUUUUAUUUAUUUAAACACAUAUUACUUUCCUGCCUACAGUCUGUUCCCAGGAUUUCUAAUCCAUUAGAUUAGAAUUUGGUUAGCUAGUAUUGUUGGAGAGCAGAAAAAAGGCGAGGAUUAUCUUGUUUAUGAUAGCACGGUUGUUACAUGAAUGGUACAUGAAUUGUUUUAUUUUUCUGUUUCCAUCAAGGUUGAAGGGAGGAAAGAAAAUAUUUAUUUGCCUUUUGUGUUUAAAAUUAUCUUUAAUACAUAAUGAUGUACAGACUACAUUUUUGGAGUUUUUUUUCAACACCCAGUCGGUGAAGCUCAGUGCAACCUGAUCACACUGUUUUGAGAAGGCAGUUGAACUAAAUAAGUUUCUGAAGUCUCUUCCAAUAAUAUGGAUUCACAGAAGGAUGUUCAGCCUCCAAAGCAGCAGCCAAUGAUUUACAUUUGUGGAGAAUGUCAUACAGAAAAUGAAAUAAAGGCAAGAGAUCCCAUCAGAUGCCGCGAAUGCGGGUACAGAAUUAUGUACAAGAAAAGGACAAAGAGAUUGGUGGUUUUUGAUGCCCGGUGAUGUGAGCUGAAGAUAUAUUGAUUAUUAUGCUGCAGUUUAUUAUUUCUGACUUUGUUCUGUAAAUCUAUUAACGUACAAAUGCAUAGUUUUGUUUUGAGAUAUUAAAAUAUUAAACUUCACUUAGUAUUUUUUGUCUGUACUACUACAGGUUUCUAAAACUGACUUAAAUUUUAGUCAGAGUACGUAGAAGUCUGUUAAAUUCAUUGGUAUUGUAUUUGGUUUUGAGUUAAUCUUGUUUUCAUGGCUCUCAUCUAAACCUUACUUGCAUCUUAACUUUAUUAAAUGCUCUGGACUCCUAUGAACUGCAUAAAAUCUUGGUUUGAAUAAGUUCCAAUAGAAAUAAAUUGAAGGGUAUGUAAAGGUAGGUCUGAAACACAGAUUUGGAUUUCAAAAGAGCAAGUAUCAAAGGACUUGAGAGCAUCCAAUUUGGUAUAAAAAUUACAAAGCAUGUGUAAACAAAUUUCCAACCAGUGUGACUUGGUUGUACUCAAGAAAAGAAGGAGGAUUGUAGUUGAAAGAUACCCUGGGUAAGGGUCCCAAAGCUAAAAUAAUACCACUUUGCUUUUCAGAUGACUUUUUGUGAGUCUGUAAUAAAAAGUGCUUGUUUUGUAUUUAUUAGCCAGAACUAUGCAUCUGUUUGUUCAGAAAGUGUUACGUGUUACUAAAAUACCCUUAUUACUGAAGAGUAUUAUAAAAUACUGCCGGAUUGUGUCUGAUACUAAUUUACCCUAUUGAAAUGGUAGGGUAAAUUAUUAUUUUGAUAAUAGUGCCAGUGGUGCUUUUAAUAAUGACAUAACAGGUUUAACUUCCUAUCAAUAUAGCAAGAUACCUUUCUUAUGGAAUAUAUGGUCAUAUACUGACUGGUUCAUAAAUGAACUAUAGUCGGUUGUUCUAGGAAAUGGGAUUUUAAAAAAAUUUACAGCCAUUUUAUUUUCUUGGCUAUCUUAACAGAUCGUUCCUGUUAAUAAAUUUGUCUAGGAUUUCCCUUGGAAAAUCAUUCAGCAGGGUGAUGUUUUUGCAAUAAAGUUUCAGUUUGAGUUUUA
Molecule: messenger RNA, 2758 nt
Organism: Cygnus atratus (black swan)
Lineage: Eukaryota; Metazoa; Chordata; Aves; Anseriformes; Anatidae
Gene: POLR2K
Product: RNA polymerase II, I and III subunit K
Exons: 5
Coding region: 1539-1715 (58 amino acids)
Biological process (GO): DNA-templated transcription
Cellular component (GO): RNA polymerase II, core complex; RNA polymerase I complex; RNA polymerase III complex
Molecular function (GO): DNA binding; DNA-directed RNA polymerase activity; zinc ion binding
Source: RefSeq, a predicted model, not a curated record